This is a messenger RNA of Eptesicus fuscus (big brown bat), 2156 nucleotides long. RefSeq names its product programmed cell death 10 (gene PDCD10). Gene Ontology annotation, biological process: positive regulation of MAP kinase activity; regulation of Golgi organization. Gene Ontology annotation, cellular component: FAR/SIP/STRIPAK complex; Golgi apparatus. The transcript is spliced from 8 exons. The record is from RefSeq and is a predicted model, not a curated record. Bases 245 to 883 code for a protein of 212 amino acids. Gene Ontology annotation, molecular function: protein kinase binding. Lineage: Eukaryota; Metazoa; Chordata; Mammalia; Chiroptera; Vespertilionidae.
CCGGCUGGGCAGGAUUCCGGACAACGCCUGGUUCCUCUCGGGUCCUUCCGGCGUCGCCGGAGUGAAUUGAUCCGGGAGUUGAAGAGGGCUCGAAGGUGGGAAGUGAAGUCAGUGCCUCAGUUGCCGGUCAAUAUAUGUUUUGUGACCUAUUCUUUUAUCACCAAAAAAGAGAGAAGAAAUACUGCAGUGAAUGAAGAUUCCUCUGCAUUUUAGCACUGCUUUUUCUACUGUCGUUGGCUUUUGAAUGAGGAUGACAAUGGAAGAGAUGAAGAAUGAAGCUGAGACCACUUCCAUGGUUUCUAUGCCUCUCUAUGCAGUCAUGUAUCCUGUGUUUAAUGAGCUAGAACGAGUAAAUCUGUCUGCAGCUCAGACACUGAGAGCAGCUUUCAUUAAGGCUGAAAAAGAAAAUCCAGGACUCACACAAGACAUCAUAAUGAAAAUUUUAGAGAAAAAAAGUGUAGAAGUUAACUUCACAGAAUCACUUCUUCGAAUGGCAGCUGAUGAUGUAGAAGAGUAUAUGAUUGAACGACCAGAGCCAGAAUUCCAGGACCUAAACGAAAAGGCACGAGCACUUAAACAGAUUCUCAGUAAGAUCCCAGAUGAGAUCAAUGACAGGGUGAGGUUUCUGCAGACAAUCAAGGAUAUUGCUAGUGCAAUAAAAGAACUUCUUGAUACAGUGAAUAAUGUCUUCAAGAAAUACCAAUACCAGAACCGCAGGGCACUUGAACACCAAAAGAAAGAAUUUGUAAAGUACUCCAAAAGUUUCAGUGAUACUCUGAAAACCUAUUUUAAAGAUGGCAAGGCAAUAAAUGUGUUCAUAAGUGCCAACCGACUAAUUCAUCAAACCAACUUGAUACUUCAGACCUUCAAAACUGUGGCCUGAAAGUUGUAUAUGUUAAGAGAUGUACUUCUCAGUGGCAGUAUUGAACUGCCUUUAUCUGUAAAUUUUAAAGUUUGACUGUAUAAAUUAUCAGUCCCUCCUGAAGGGAUCUAAUCCAGGAUGUUGAAUGGGAUUAUUGCCAUCUUACACCAUAUUUUUGUAAAAUGUAGCUUAAUCAUAAUCUCACACUGAAGAUUUUGCAUCACUUUUGCUAUUAUCAUUCUUUUAAGAAUUAUAAGCCAAAAGAAUUUACGCCUUAAUGUGUCAUUAUAUAACAUUCCUUAAAAGAAUUGUAAAUAUUGGUGUUUGUUUCUGACAUUUUAACUUGAAAGCGAUAUGCUGCAAGAUAAUGUAUUUAACAAUAUUUGGUGGCAAAUAUUCAAUAAAUAGUUUACAUCUGUUAAACAUUUCUUUACUUGAAAAAAUUGAUAUAUCUGUGUGUAUAUAUAUAUAAAUAUAUAACCAUAAGACCAAGAUUACUUGGGUUAAUAUCUAAAGAACUUUUAAUGGGAGCUUAUUAGCAGUUUAUCAGGUAAUUAAGCAGCAAGAAUUUUUAUUUUUUUGUCCUUAAUCACUCCGGGCAAAAAGUAGUCAAUGGAAAUAUUUUUUUAUUUAUAUAAAGGGUACUAUUUUUCCAGCCUGUUUUAAGAGACAUAUGAGAGAGAUGUCAAUUUAUAGUGUUUUCAUGUUAUGAUGCCACUUUUUGAACUCUGACAGUGUAAAAUUAAGUAUUUCUUGUGUGCUAGGCCCUAAUAAGCUUUGCGCCUUUUCCUCCAAAAUAACCACAACUAAUAGUAAUUUAAAGCUAUACCAAUGCUCAUUGGUUUGAAAUUGUCAUGAGUGUUAAUAUUAUAUACUCUCUUUAAUAUAUAUAGUUUUAUUUCACCAUAGAGAAGUAUUAAGGAAAUUAUGUAUCAAAUAUUCAUGUAAAUAAGCAUUUUCAUUUUUCAGUUAUGAAAUAAAGGAAAAAUUAGAAUUUGUUUAUUUUUUAUAAAGAUUUUAAAUGUUAAACUACAUUUCUGUUGGCAAUACAAUUUUUUUGCUAUAAUGAAUUAAGUUACUUUUUAAAUUUUUCUUCUUUUUCAAAAAGAUUUUAAAAGAACUACUGUCAUUGGCAAUAGAAAAGGAAUAAAUUGUCCUGUUAGAUGCAAACAGAAAAUAUGUGGAAAGAAGCAAAACAAUAGACUACUGGAUGAAAUCUCAUAAUUUAUGGACAUUUUAUUGAAUUGAUGUGUGUUUUUUUCUUCCAAGCCAGUAAAACGAAUAGAAUUGGUUA